Paramecium primaurelia is the source of this 1040-nucleotide messenger RNA. NCBI's taxonomy places the organism in Eukaryota, Ciliophora, Oligohymenophorea, Peniculida, Parameciidae. The record is from the annotation of a GenBank genome assembly.
AUGAUUAGGGUAUUCCUAAGAGAUAAUACAGAGAGUUGUCUAGAUCUUAUAGACAAGGGUGAUAAUCUUGAUGAGAUAGAUAAAAAGAGUGGGAAGUCUUUAUUAUAAAUUGCAUUAACAAAUAAUAAUUUAUAAUUAGUCAAAGCAUUAUUAGCUAAGAAGGUCGAUGUUAAUUUUUUGAAUAAGAUUGAUAGAAGCACUUCUUUGUUUACAUCAAUUUAAUCGAAUUUUAUAAAAGGAGCAUAAGCAUUAGUAUAGGAUUUAGAAGUGGAGAUUGAAGGUAGAUCUUAUUUAGAACAUGCAUUUGUAAUUGGAACAGUCUAAAUAAUAUAAUUAUUAAUGAGUAAUUAGUGAUAUCAAUUUAAAAUAUAACGUAUCUACCAAAGAAAACUUAUUACAUUUGGCAAUAAAUGCAGAAAAUAAGAUGAAACGCAUAAUUUUUAAUUUAAAAUGAAAUUUGAUUAAUAAAUUAAGAUGAAGAUUAGAGAAUAUUUUAUUUAUUAGCAUUUAAUGGUAUUGCAGAAUUGCUUAAUGCAAUAAUUAAAAACCUAUAAAUAAGCCAUUGUAGAUUGAUAUAUGGAAUUAGUAAAAUAAAGAAGAAAAUACAUCAUUACAUAUUGCUGCUAUUAAUGAUAAGUAAUUAUUUCUGAAGGUAUUACUUUCAAAUAAGGAUAAUGUGAAUUUAGAUGUAAAUAAAUUAAAUAGAGCUGGAUUAAAUUAUUAAUAGAUAAUUGAAGAUAGAAAAAAGAAAGUUGAAUUAGAAUAAUAGGAGUAAUAAGUUAGAAAGAGAUUAAUAGCAGAAGAUAGAGUAAAUAUUAAAUUAAUUAAAUAAUAAGAAAGAUAAUAAUAAAGGGUUAAAGAAGUAAAAAUUAGAUAAUAGAAGAAAAAGAAUAAAAGUAAAGAUAAAAAGAAGCAGAAGCUAAUAAAGAGAUAUUAUAGAAGAAGGAAGAUACAAAAAUAGGUUUGUGAUGUUGGACAUCUUUGCAAUUGUUAUUUUAGGAUUUUAUAUAGUGUUGUAAUUUAGUAUAAAGAAGAAAUGA